This is a messenger RNA of Didymodactylos carnosus, 1812 nucleotides long. NCBI's taxonomy places the organism in Eukaryota, Metazoa, Rotifera, Eurotatoria, Philodinida, Philodinidae. The record is from the annotation of a GenBank genome assembly.
AUGUUAUUUCAUUCAACCCCCAAUGUAUCAGAAUCAUCAGCUGUUUAUCUAAUUGCUGAUGUACUUGGCAAGAAUGAAGAAACUGGUCUACAGUUUUUUGAUGCAUUACUAGCAGCAUUUGAGACUUUUGAUGAACACAAUCGUAAUGCGCCCGGCGAUAAGUUUUCCAAUGAGAUUGAAUACAUUAUUGAAUGUGCAAUAUAUAGUAUUAAACAUGGAAAAUAUCCAGACCGUGCCGAUUCGUUUUUUUACGUUUACCAGAGAAUCCAGGAGUAUGUAAAAAUAAUAAACUCAUCAUCGUAUGGUAAAAGUAUAGAUAAUUUGAAAAAAUGUUUGUUAUUCGAGACACGCCGACUGUUCUCGUCAUCAAAUGGUUUAGAACCAAAUAUGUUGAUACAAGAUAAAAUUUUACUUAAACGAAUCAAGAUACAACAGUUUAUUUCACCAUUGACAGUAGACGAUGAAAAUACUUUAGAAUUAUUUUUAGCAUUGGCAAAACUAUUUUUUCAAGCGUCGAUGUGUAUAAAUGAAGAAAAAGAGCAAAAUCGUUCAAUGUGGGCAUUUGUGCACUUUCCAUUUGAUGUCCAAGCGUAUAUUCAUACGUUAAGCUUAUCGAAACAGAAGAUAGCAUUUGAAGCAAUUUUUGAUUUCGCCGAACAACUACAAUUAAACAAUAGUGAUUUAUGGCAGGGAUUCUUACCAUUAUUUGAACGCGUAUUAAUAUAUAAUCAUUAUGAAAGCAUUGAAAUAGCUGACUUUUUGCAGCACAUAAGCCAAUAUAAUGACCUUUUUCGACAUUAUUAUUCAAUAUUGUCCAACUCCAAUCUCAAUUCUAACACCGCUUGGAAUGUAUUUUUGAUACUAGGUGGAAAAGGCGUUAUCAAUGAUGAUAUUCGAAAACAUACAUAUGAAUUGGUUCAAAAGAAUAAGAACAUUGAGUGUUUCAACACAUUAAUGAAUCAAGCUGUGCAAUAUUUGCCACGCAUAUCGGAUGAAACAAACCGUACAAAAUUAACCAAAGCGUUAGAAAUAAUAUUUGACGAUCAUAUGAAAAAGUUAUCAAGAAAUGAAGGAAAUUCUUCCACAACAGAGUGGAAAUUAAAGGAUCUGUUGUGUACUGCUGUUCAGUUGUCAUCAUUUUCAAAUAAUCCUCCUGAUCAGUUAUGUUAUGUUUCCUUAACAAUCGAAUAUUUAAUUAAAUCAUGUGCGAGUCACAGUAGUGAAAUACCGGCUAUUAUUGCUAACAUCAAUCGCUUAGUCAAAGUCUUACGUGAUUUAAAUGAGAAUGUCUAUCAAAAAUUAGACCCUUCAUUAUUCGUCAAGGAUGGAUGGAUGAGUAAUUUUCUUUUGCCAGUUCCAACUGGAUGGGUAAACAUUUCACGAAGCAUAUAUUACAAUAUUUGUAACCCUCACCAAAACAAUCGAUGGAUUCUGAGUGUUUGGAAACGUAUUGUGACUUUGAGUCUGCUCAAAUUUAAAGCUGAAAAUACGAAAAACAUAUUAAUGGCAUUUGAUCGAUGGUUAAAGGAUAUAGACCGACUCAAAUACAAUAGUGAAGAUCUAUUUACUGUUGUAUUAGUCACAAAUUUAUUCAACACAGCCGCUGCAUUUAUACAACCUUUUGAAUUGUCGAAUAUUGAGCAUAUAACAAAUUAUAUUAUGAAUGUAAGAAAAGAUCUACAGCAUUUACAGACAAUGGUCGAAAUCGAUAUGAAUAACAUUGAUAAAUUCAUUGAAAAUGGUCGCCAGCAUAUUCGAGAUGUUUUAUCCUUGAAUGAUCAUACUGAUAAGAAUGACGGUCGAGUUACAUAA